AUGUCGUCGUCCCAAGAGCAGGGGCCCCGCCCAUCCACCCCCCAACCCCAACCCCCCUCCACUCCCAACGACCCCCAACCCCCCCGCCCCCGUCCAAACAUCUCCUCCAUGCUCUUCAUGACCGCCUUCUUCUUCUUCAUGUCUGGCGGCAACCACGCCCCCGUCAAUUCCGGCUCCGAGAUCGGUCCAGACGGGCAGAUAGCACCGGGGGUGACAGAGUAUGAGUGGGUGAGGGGGCAGAGGGAUGAGUGGCGGGGGUGGUUGAAUGGGACGGGGAAUUAUAUAGAGCCGCCAAUACCGGAAGUACUCCCAAUGGCCUUGAUCCCACCCAAAUACUCCCACAAACCCACCGAACACGGCUUCUACACAAACAUCACAGGCUUCUACCGCGGCGCCACCAUCCACCCCCUCUCCCUCUCAUCCCUUUCAUCCCCAAAUUCCUCCCUCUCAUCAUUCUGGCAAGGCUCCACCAUCCCCCCUGCGAUCAACCAUACAGCUAGCUGGAAUGAGACCCGAGCCGAAGCUAUGCGGGGAUCAUGGGAUUGGGCAAGUACGGUGCGAUGGGAUAUGUCCCUCCGCGAACGAAACAUCUCCAAACCAAUAGGCGACGAGUGGAAGUCGAAAGAAGAUGUAGAGUAUACCGACUGGAACUGGGUCAAAGGUUCCUUCACCCUAACCUCCCGUCCUCCCAACCAAGUAUCCACCCUCAACGACGAAACGAUCAUAUACGACUUUUACGGCCUCCACCACCUCCCCAACGGGACAUACAACCUCUACGCCCUGCCUGUCGGUAUGCGCCCCGACGUCCGGCGAUUACCCGGUCUUUGGGGGGAGGGGAAGAAUGGGGUGCAGGGGAGUGUAGGGAAUGUUACGAGGGGGAUCUUGUUGAGGGAGAUGGAGAGGGAGGUUGGGAAUCAGGAGAACGCGUUUGUGCUUGGGAAUAUGAAACCCGACGACAUCUCUGAAAUAACAACCUGCCCCCUCCUCAUCUCCCUCACCCUCCCUCCCCUCCCCCCACACUGGAAAGCCGAAAUCGACGCAUACGACCGCGAACUCGUCAACCCCACUGGCCUGCUGGCAAGUAUGAAUCGUCCACCAGGAUACUGGCAAACCCUCCCAGGCUUGGGCGGGGUUGUCGUCGCAGACCAAUGCGGCUGGGCUUUGGGGAUUGAAGGUGGGAAGGGUGUUCCGGUGGGGGAAUUUUGGAGGGACGGUGUUACUUACUCAGCAUUCGCCACCUUAACCCAACUCCUUCUCCUCACCCUCCUAAUCCACCAAAUGGAAUCCACCCGGACCCCCUCAACACUAUCCAAAGUAUCCCUCUGGACUAUCAUCAUCAUGUCUAUCGCCGAUAGUUAUGUCUUCAGUAUUCAUGUGGUGCUUGGUAUACUGGGCGAGGGCGGCGGAGGGGGGGUGGGAAUGUUUGUACCUGGGUUUUUGGGAUUGUGUGGGGCCGUUAUCUUUGGACCUAGAUACGCCGUACUCCUACACCGUAUCCAAGCCCCCGAAGUCGAUUCGCGCCCCCCUCCUCCUCCUGCCCCGCCUUCUAUCGCUCAAGCCCCUCUCCCAGCCCCCGCGGACAAUACAGCCCCCAUCAACCAAGCUCCCACCAAUCAGGUCAACCGAAUCCCAAUCGCUUCCGAACCCCGAUUCAAUAUCAAUGUUGUAGAAGUGGUGAGGUCGGCGUUUAGGGCUGCGCCUGCUUUGAAAUGGCUCCUCCUCCUAACAACCCUCUUCCUCCUCCCCUCCAUCCUCUUCACCCCCCGCCUCAUCCCCUACGUAUUCUACACCAUCUACAGUUUCUGGAUUCCCCAGAUCUGGCGGAAUGCUCGGAGGGGGAAUGGGCGGGCUUUGGAGUGGCGGUUUGUUUUGGGGAGUGCGGUGGGGAGGGUUGGGUUGGUUCUUUAUGCGUUCGCAUAUAAAGACAACAUCUUCUUUAUCGAACCCAAAACCUGGGUAUGGGGCUUGGUUCUGUGGCAAGCGGUACAAGUUCUCAUACUCUACGCUCAAGAAAAGUUCGGUCCUGCAUUUUUCCUUCCCAAAAGCAUGGCACCCCCAGAAAUGUACAACUACCACCCCCACAUCCCACCCCCCGACGCCGAAAACCCCACACCCUUCGACGGCGAGACGACGUGUUCGAUCUGUUAUGACGAUGUCGACCUUCAUCCCUUCUCCCCUUCCCACCCCUUCUCGCCUCAUUCCCCUUCUCACGCUCACUCGAAUGGUCAUAUGAGGGCGGCAUCAACUUCAAAGACUGGGGGGAAAGGGAAAGAUAAAAAGGACGAAGCACGAGAAGGAGGGAGGGACGUACUUUCAGGACUGGGACUGGGCGAUAGGAGAGGGUAUGCGAUAGCGCCUUGUGGACAUGUGUUUCAUACGGAUUGUUUGGCGCAGUGGAUGGGUAUCAAAACGAUAUGUCCUCUUUGUAAGAGGAGUUUACCGCCAAUGUAA
Messenger RNA from Cryptococcus wingfieldii CBS 7118, 2451 nucleotides. RefSeq lists its product as hypothetical. The transcript is spliced from 10 exons. The record is from RefSeq and is a predicted model, not a curated record. Bases 1 to 2451 code for a protein of 816 amino acids. Lineage: Eukaryota; Fungi; Basidiomycota; Tremellomycetes; Tremellales; Cryptococcaceae.